This is a messenger RNA of Heterobasidion irregulare TC 32-1, 6118 nucleotides long. RefSeq lists its product as uncharacterized. The transcript is spliced from 8 exons. The record is from RefSeq and is a predicted model, not a curated record. Lineage: Eukaryota; Fungi; Basidiomycota; Agaricomycetes; Russulales; Bondarzewiaceae. The coding region runs from base 7 to 5748 and encodes 1913 amino acids.
CACGCAAUGACUACCCAGCACCGACACCAGCUCUCCCGGCUGCAGAUACCUGGCCCCUCCUUCCACUCCCAGCAGCCCAUGCAGCCCGUCUACUCUCCGGGACUCCCCACCGCGAUACAGCACAGCUUUCACCCGCCCGUAUUCAACCCACAGUCUGCCCUCCAGACCCCCAUGCAGGCCGCGUUCUUCCAGGCGCCCCCCGGUGCCCCCGGUCGCCCGACGCACAGACAGCACCCGAGUCUGGCGCUUGCGGCCAUGGGUGUUCACCCCCCUCCGGGUAUUCCCAUGACCCCCCUCGGUCAGGGCCAGUUCCCGCCUGGCAUCAUGCUGGGGGCGGGCCAGCCCUACGGCCAGCCAUUCGUACCCAGGCGACGCCAACCGAGCGUGAGUAUCGGUGGGCCCCCAAAGGCGCAGCUUGGCGGUCCGGGCAAAAAUCAUCGCCCUGUAUCCCCUACCGCCGCCUCUGCCCCCGCAGCGGCAGCGGCUCCUGCAGCUGCGCCCCAAAAGAAGAAGGGCACGGUGUCGUUUCCGAAAGAGACGAUAUCGGGGAAGGACGGCGAGCCUGCGACUCGCGCGCCGUGGGCGCGUACACCGAUUCCCACCCAUCUCAUCCCUGUGCAUCCUGAAGUGGAAAUGGUCGAGCUCACAACCGCCGAGGUGUACCCUCCCGAUUAUUGGAGAUACGAAAUACCUGCUACCGUCGAUGUAUUUCUCCCUGGAAAGCGUGUCAUUGAAGAGAAGUUGGAGAAGUUGGGUGUGGAAAAGGGAGCUGGCAACUUCAGCAGCAUACCUAACAUACACGCUCCCCACGCCCGUGCUGCCUCGAUCUCUUCGCCUGCCGACCCCGCAUUGCUAUUGUUCAAACUGAAUAAGCUCCAGGCGGCGCAGAGCGCAUCUGCGACACAAUCCGCCUCGACGUCACCCCAGCCGCCCUUCAGUACCUCACCGAACUCACAGUUACCGCCUCGCUUCCAAGGCAGACACGGGCAGAGUCUCUCGCUCGCGCAGCCUCCCUCGUUCCAGUCGGCGCCGUACAGUGCAGUCGCGUCGUUCAAUCCGUUCGGCCCGAAUGCCAUCCUCGGCUCUGAUGCCAUCUUUCCACCCACGGCGAAUAUGGAUAGCUCUGCCAAGUCUGAUCCUGGCGCGCCGACCGAGCAGUCGCUUGCGCCCCCGGUACUCCCCUUGCGCGCGGACAGCCGCCCUGAUUUUGUGCGCGGAUUUGGAAUCGACAUUCCGGAAGAAGAAGAGCCGCUGGAGGACGAAGGUGCGGCAGAUAUUUCUCGUGCUGCGGACGAAACGCUAGACAUGAGCUUGGACGAGGGACGUGUGGAGGUGGAACACGUGGACGAGGAUGGAGAGGAUCAGGGAAGUGUCACCACUGCCCCGCUCAGCCGCCUGCACUCGCGGCAUGUGUCGCGUCUGUCGGCUGCCCUAUCGCUUUUAUCUGUGGGCGGUCUGGCCGAUGCACCUCUAAAUGGAGGGCACACGGAUGAUCGCAACUUAGGGCCGGACGUUGAUGAUCUUGAUAGGGAAGCAGUGGGCGAAUGGACAGGCUCUGAGGACCUACGCACCGGCGCAGAGACGACCGAGGACGAGGAGAGCAUCGGGGAGUGGUCCAAUCCAUCUGAUGAAGAGCGCGCGCGGCAGGCGCGUGUUCAGAGGCGGGUCUUGCGCAAAUCUCAGCACGAGAUACAGACGCCACGCCGCUUGCCCAAUUUCCCUCAUCCCCCGCACACCACUCCAUACGACCUACUUAACAACAGCAACAGCAACACAAUCCGUGAAGACGACAUGCUUUCCAAUCCGAGUGAAGAAGAAGGUCACCAUCGCGCACCGCGUGCGGGCUCCAGUGGUAAUGCUUCUCGACCUCUUCCAGCUGUGCCUCCCUCACGGCCCAUCUCAGCUCAGUUCUCGCUCCAUGACCCCGCGCUCGCGCAUUCCCGCCGCACGUCUGAGCAGUUCGCGUACCUUGCCUUGCAUGCUCAACAGCAGCAGCAAUCCGCGCCACCUGUCCCACCCAUUCCCAUCCAGGCGCCAAUCCCGAAGCGUGAGGCUCUCAACCCUCUCGCGAAGCCAUUCGUGUUUGGCUCUGCGCGUGGCAGCUCUGGAUCUUGGUCUGUUGGCACCUUUGGCCCGGCGUCGGCCACGCCCGGCCACGAGCGUGCGCCGUCGCUCGGGAAGCCGCUCAACGCCACGGCAGCUGAGUUCAAGCCAGGUCAAUUCACGUUCCGGGUGCCGACGAAUAUUCCGCCGAUCCUGUCUCAGCCGGCGCUCUUGCAACCAUCGUUGUCGCCUGCUAUGCACACGGUCCCAGGGUCGCGCCCGCUGCCGUCACCGCCUGUAAUAGUUACUUCUGUCCGGGCGACACAAGGGCGGGAGAAGCGGCAGCGCCGUGCGUCCGACACGUCGAUGGAGCGCUCAGAUGACGAGGAAGAGGACGAGGAAGAGAAUAGCAGAGACAUCGACAACAUGACCUCCUUCAAGUUCCCCGCAGAUUCGCCCCAGAGCACGCGACGGUCGGUGCCGGCGUCGCCUGUACAGAGGCACGUCGCGAUAGACGCAUUCGCGCGGCCGUAUGGGCUGCCUGCUCGUGCCGCGCACGAGACCGCGCCGCAGAAUGUGCACCCGCCGAUGAGUCAUAACCAGAGCCCCGACGAAUUCGUAGAGAGCCCGGAAGGCGACGACGGUCAGAGUGCUAUUGGCGAUCAGGACUACGCGAACAACGGCAUGGUGCGCGAGAAGGAGCUCCCAAUUCCACCUUCAAUGAAAGCACGGCGCGCGCCCAUCCCUCUGGACUUCAAGCACCCCGUGUCGACGAACACGGUGCCUGCGGGAUUAUUCAAGGCGCUCGCGAACGCGGACGAUGAGCGCACGCGCCGCUCGGUACGCUCGCGGCUCAGCUCGCGCGAGAUAUUCGAGCACGUGUCGCGGCCGUCGCUCGACGACCUCAACAUGCCCGCGAUAUCGCGCAAGGCGUCCGGGACGCGGCUCGUCACCGAUCCCGGGCGGUGGGACACGCCGCACCAGCGCAAGGACGUAUUCGUGCCCCCGCUGAAGCCACGCCGGCGGUCGUCGUUGCCGCAACUCCGCAGCAGCUCGUCGAUCUCUGGCGACUCGCUGCCUGCGGUGAGCAUCUCGCGACGGUUGGAGAUGCAGCAGUUCGAAGACAGGCUGGAGGCGCUAUUGGACGAGAAGAUUGAGAGCAUACGAUUGGAGAUGCAGGAGCAGCGCUUGACAUCGGACGGGACGUUGAACCCGUCGACGGAGGCGAUGAUCAACGAGGUGGUGUCGCUCUUCCGGGCACAAUUGCAGGAGUCGGCCGCAAGGGGGUUGGACGACAGUCAGAUGGAUGCGCGGGGAGAGCUCGACUUCCAGCUUGUGAAGGACAUUGUCGAACAGGGCCACGCGGAUGCGCGCACGAUGAUGCACCAGGACUUGUCGGAGAUCAUGCGUCGGUUCGACUCGCAGACCCGCGAGAGUCAGGCAUCGACGUCGUUCAACGUUCAGGGCGCCAUCGAGGAGUUCCACAACAGGACCGUCAAGACCGUCAUUAACAGCAUCUCGCAGCUGGCUGCGCGCCUGGAAAGCAUGGAGCGCGCGCGGACGCCGCACGGUGUUCCUGCGUUCGAUCGCGAGGGUCUGGUCCGCGAGCUGCUCUCGGCGCUCUUGCCGCACAUUUCCGUUCUGCGCGCCGAGCCGAUUGAUUAUGAAACGCUCACGAAUCAGCUCACGCAGGCCGUCAAGCCGCACAUUUCGCAGCUCAUCGACCUUGCAUCGGACAAGCGGGAAACGGCGGGCCUCAUAGUUGACAGGCUCAUUCCCAUCUUGCCGACGAUAUACCCACCGACGAAUAUCCCGGAUACCAAUGCUAUAAUUUCGCAGAUCACGAAUGAGGUGCGCAAGAUUGUUGCGCCUGUCGACGCGCACGAGAUCAAGGAGCAGGUGUCGGAUCUCGUCGUCGAGCGGCUCGAUUCGCGCCUCGCCGUGCGUGACCGGGUACUGGACAGUCUUCCAGGCAAGGUCGCAGAUAACGUGGGGCAGCUGCUGGAGCCUGUGCGGGAUGUGGCGGCGCAGAUGGGUGCGUUGUCGCAGGGCCUCGCGUCGCAGACACGUGACUUGUCGUCUAUACACCAUGACGUGCUCGGCCUACUUUCUGACUUACCAGCCCGUUUGAGCGCCGCGACGGAUGCGUUGGGUGUGGCACAAGCUGAAAUGCGCUCGAGUGUCCCCGCUUCGGUGCAAAAUCCUGCUGCCUACCUCAACAUCUCCCAAAUUGAAUCUACGGUCAGCACACUUGCCAGCAGCCAACAGACACUCGAGGACAAGAAUCAAGAAUUGCUGGCACUCAACAAGGACAUGCUCGCUCAGUUGAAGGCAUUGCCAGAGACUUUGGCUGCCACCACGAAGGCGGUGUACGACACGCGCGCAGAGCUCCUUACGCGCGUGGCCUUGAAGCAAGACUUCGAGGAGGUACGCAGGUUGAUGUCAUCAAAUUCGGAUUCGCAGGUGCAGCUCGCAAAGGCGCGCGCCGCGCACGGUUCGAUACGGGCAGAAAAGGACGUGCUCGCGGAACGUGUGGUGGCAUCUGAGGCAGAGCGCGAUCGACUGCGGGUGCAGGUGGACGAACUCCAGGCGAGCAUCAUCACGCGUGCCACGGAGGCGACAGCCGCGGAGGUGAAGAACGCCGAGCUGGAGGAGGCGCUCUCGCAGGCCUUGGGGCGGCUGAAGACGGCUGACGUUGCGACGCAGACGCAACACGAGCGGAUCCUCGAGCUGGAAAGGGCGAACCGCGAUGCUGCUGCGGAGGCACUGGGAUUCAGAAACCAGCUCCAAACACUGGAGAUGCGGGCAGGCUUCGCUGAACAUGAGAAGGAAGCUGCUGUGCACGCUUUGGAGUCCCUUCAGAGAGAACACGACAUCGUGCUCUCGCAGGAAGUUCACUGGGACGAUCUUCGUCGUAUGGCUGAGCAAGUUGAGACGCUCUCGCAUCUCGUCAGCCACAACAACGAGCCAGAACUCAAGGACCUCCGGCGCAUCCGCGAUCGCAGCAAAGUAUUGGAGGGCGAGUACGCUGCGCUGCAGAGGCGUUUCAAGGACCAGGAAAAUAAGGCUACCAGCAGUGACCGCGCCGCCUCUGCUGCACGCCACAGCCUCACUCAGGCACAGCAGCGCUCGGCCGAGUGGGAGAAGCGCGCCAAGGAAUACGAAUCUGAGCUGGCAGAGACGCGCUCUAUGUUCGAUCAAGUCGAGGACAAGCAUAUGCAGCUGGAUGCGGAACACUCUUUGGUGAAGCUGCAGCUUGAAGAAAAGGAGGCCGACGAGCGGCUGGCUCAGGACCGCGAGCACAAGCUUCGUGAUCAAGUAGCGAUGCUCGAAUCGAAGAUGGCUCGUCUCCAGGCUGAGGUAGACAAAGCCAAGAAAGCCGUCGCCGCACACUCACCUCCACGCCCGGACUCGCGAGCAAGCACCGUGUACCCUAGUCGUGCACCGACACCGACGGCGAACGGUCGCCCCGUCUCACGCGCUCUCAGUAGUAUGAGCAAGCGCACAAACACUCCGCCACAAACAUCGGUGUGGGAUUCCAUGCAUGCACCGUCGGCGCGGCGGUACCCGAAUCUCGGUCCCGGAACGCCAAAGGCUCGCCCGAUGCAUACAGGGCAGUCGUAUUAUCGCCCACAGAUGGGUUCGCCGACACCCAGCGUCGUAUCAGUGACGCCCACACAACGUGAAGACGGCUGGUGGUCAUAGAAAUUGAAGUACUGACUAUUCGACUCGUUAAUUUUUUCCUCCCAUCUCUGACCAGGUAUUUGAACGGAUCUCCCUGGAUGCUCUCGACUUAUGCUACGUAAUCUUCCAUCCUCUUAUUUUUGUCUAUAUCAAGGCUCGCUGCUCUUCCACCUUUCUUUUUGCUUACCCUUCUCGUCUCGACUCCAAUCGCAUUGUCCGUGCUGCAUAUACAUCCCAACCCACACUUUUCCACUUGAUGCAUAUACAUCAGGGUUGAUUUCUAUACCCCCAUUUGUUGCAACAUCCAUGAUAUUACUGUACACUUGGGAGGAUUGAAAUGCUCUGCCUAUUUUGUUUUUCGAAGCCCAAUACCAAACCAUUUACUGAUCAC